AGUCAUUGUGCUGAUAGUAAACUUUUAGCUGGAGGAGGGUUUUGCUGAUCUUCAGCUUUUCAGCCCCUCCCAGCGCUUGGGGUAUCAUUUGCUGUCUUAUUGAGGAACAGUGCUAGAUGGGACCAAAACCUUUCACAAGUUUUGCUGGCUGGCUGACUGACUGAAGCAGCAACCCCAAGGGGAAGAGCAGUGUAGUAAUUUAAAGAGAUACUCUCUUUAUUUUAAUGAAGUGGUUUGCUAGCACUGAUCAGACUCACUCCUUGGAGUAGGUUAAUGGUUUAAUUUGAGCUUUGCAGUUUUUGUCUUUUGCUGUUGGAAUUGUACACCGAACAUCAUCAUGACUCUUCUUGGUUCAGAGCAUUCUCUGCUCAUUCGCAGCAAAUUCAGAUCAGUUCUACAAUUGAGGCUUCAGCAGAGGAGGACACGGGAGCAGCUUACAAACCAUGGCAUCAUGCCUCCAUUAAAGAGCCCAGCUGUAUUCCAUGAGCAGAGGAAAAGUCUUGAGAGAUCCAAGACAGAGGAUUACUUAAAGCACAAGAUCAAAAGCAGACCAGAGAAGUCAGAUUUGGUCAAUAUGCAUAUUUUACAAGUGAAUCAUGAAAAGUUCCCCAAACAAGAAGACUCGUACGCAUUUGAAGAAGACAGCAGCAGCGAUGGUCUGUCUCCUGAACAGCUGCGAAGUGACGAGUCUCAGGGUUCGGUGUGCUCGCCCCCAGAAACAAAGAGCCCUGAAGAGUCUCCCCCAACCUCAGCAGGAGCUGCACAGGUAUCCCCCAAAAUAGAAAUACACGGAGAAAAUGAUUUACCCAAUAAUCAAACCAACGAAGCAGAGAGCCCAAUAAGGACAAGCAAUCAGCUCACGCCCCCCAUACCUGUCCCUGCUAUUGUGAAGUCAAAGAUGUGUGAUAAGAAUCGACACAAGAAACCCAAAGACACUAAGCCAAAGGUGAAGAAACUGAAAUACCACCAGUACAUUCCACCGGACCAGAAAGCUGAGCGGUCCCCUCCCCCAAUGGACUCUGCCUACGCCAGGCUUCUCCAGCAGCAACAGCUCUUCCUCCAGCUCCAGAUACUGAGUCAACAGAAGCGCCACCACCAACCACAGCAGCACCAACAGCACUUCAGCUACCAGCCCCAGCCCCAGUCCCAGCUCAAGCAAUGUAACGAGUCCUUGCCAAGGAAUACGAAUGCACCCACCAGCACUGUCUCAAGCGGCACCCUGUCUCCUGUUAAAAGCACCUUUUCAGGGCAAUCCCAGAUCUCUCCGAUAAAGCCUGCGCCCUUACCUUCCAAUCUGGAUGAUCUGAAAGUGUCUGAGCUGAGACAACAGCUGCGAAUCAGAGGCCUCCCAGUUUCCGGCACCAAAACCGCUCUCAUGGAACGGCUCAGGCCUUUCCAGGAUCCAAAUACCAACGUGGUACCAAUGUCAAGCGAUAUUACAACGGUCACCUUCCCAGUGACUCCAGUGGGUUCCAUGUCAGGCUACCAGUCUCAGAGUUCAUCCAGCAGCAUGUCCAAUGGGUUCUACCAGUUCGGCAGCACCAGCUCCACCCCACCCAUCUCUCCGGCAUCUUCAGAUCUCUCUGUCAACGGCUCUCUACCAGACAGCUUCAGUGACGCCCCAAUGUCCUCCCCGCAGUUCGGCCUCCAGCCUUCACCCAGCCACUUGAGCGCUGACGAGGGUUUCAUGGGCAGCAUGAAUGGGGGCUGCAUGCAGGCAGAUAUGGACGGCUUGGACGCAGAGAAGGACAAGAUGCUGGUAGAGAAGCAGAAGGUGAUCGAAGAGCUCACCUGGAAAUUGCACCAGGAACAGCGGCAGGUUGAGGAGCUCAAGAUGCAGCUACACAGGCGCAAACGGAACCAUGGUCAGCAGGAGACACAGAUGCUGCCUCACCAGCAGCAGCAGCACUUCUUUGGCGUUUCUAUCAAGCAGGAGCACGUGGCUUCCAGCUGCCCGCUGUUGUCCAAGCAAAUCAAAAACAAUCUAUCCAGCAGCUGUUUGGAAAGCUCUUGUGGGCCACCAAAGAUCUCCAGCGUGGUGAGCCCCCACUGCUUGGAAUUGGCUGGCGGAAGCCCCACUAUGUCUGCAUUCUUGAGCCCGCAGUGUUCCCCGCAGCAUUCCCCUCUCGCAAAGCCAGCAAGCCUUCCUCCAUCCCCCAAUAACCCCUACCUGCUGUCGGUCUCCCCCAGCACCCAGGCAGGGGAUGGUCGCAGUCAUUCACCGCAACAAAAUGGAAACAGACAACGGCCAGUCCAGAUUCCACAGAAUAGUGCUGGCCAGCCAGGGAAUUCUUGCUCCUAUUCUACAGACCAAAGGAACAUGCAGCCAGUGUUCCCCAGUGUUACAGAAAACGGUUUCAGCCGCAGGGAGCACUCUGCACCAAAGAGUCCCAACAUAGAGAACAAGAUGGCUAUAUUGCACUCUCCUGGGCACUUGGGUCAAAAGUUUCCCUUCUCUACUGUUGCCUUCUGUAGCUCAGACUUAAAGAUUAAACAACCCCCCUCCUAUGAAGAUGCAGUAAAGCAGCAACUGACUAGAAGUCAGCAGAUGGAUGAACUUCUAGAUGUCCUAAUUGAGAGUGGAGAAAUGCCAGCUAAUGCCAAAGAGGAGCGGUCUUGCAUAUCAAAAGUGCCUCGUAUCACAGUGUCCUCAGGGAGCGCCAGUGUGCCUGUACAAAAACGUCAAGGGCCUUAUAAACAAAUCUCUUCCUUUGAACAUGGCACCAGUAACCGGGACAACCACCAUGAAGCCUUAUUGAACAGUCCCAUGAACCGGGCUAGUGAAAUUGCUCUGCUCAAAAUCGAGACUGAAGAUGCCCAGCAUGAAGGGAUGGCUGAUGGGUUUUCAGGUUCUCACCAAGAGGAACUGCUCAACACCCGUGACAUGAUGGAGGCCCCACUCUCUCCAAUAGAUGCCAGGAUAUCGCAGUCGACAACCGAGGGCCAGGGCUUGAACCUCACUUUCAACGAGUCACCCUGGGAAACCAUGGAAUGGCUGGACCUUACACCCCCCAGUUCGGCGACAGGGUUUGCCCCUCUUCCAGUAACUGGUCCUAGUAUCUUCAACACAGAGUUCUUGGAUGUUACAGAUCUCAAUUUAAACCCUGCCAUGGACCUGCAUUUAGAACAGUGGUAAACUUGAUCAUUGACAUUAUGAAAUCAUGCAAAGACACCAAAAUGGAAGGUAAACAAAGGAUGUGUAUAACAAAUGUUUUAUAUUCGAGACCCCUCCUGUUUGAUAUCCAGAGCUAGAGAGACAGGGUUGUGUUGUAAUAUACAGAGGGUAUGUGUUCCUUGAUUUAAGAUUUUAAAAAGAAAAGUGAAAAGAAAAAACAAACAACCACACACCCAGCCUUGAUUUAAUAUCCCCAGUUGUGCAGCUUUGAUUACUAUGCAGUAUUAUGAUGUUAAACGUUUGAGGAAAAAAUAUUUCUAUUACUGGAAACAAACUAGAUGGAAAGACUUUUGUUAAAACUAUUGGCGAAGCAGUAGAAAUGUACACUUAUGAAGAGAUAUUUGCUAACCAUAAACAAUCUGUACACACUAUACAUUUACUUUGGUACUUUGUAAAUUUUAUCAGAAAGUAGUUGAGGUCUACAAUGGACAGACACAGAGGUGUUUACAUGAGUCGCAACCUAGUUUUGGAACAGCAUUAUGUAAAAAUGCUGGAUGCUACCAAUUUGUUUUGUUGUUGUAAUUUUAUGAAUGCUCACAUUGCACAGUUAUAGUUUAGUAAGAUUUAUCACAGAUUGCAUUUUAUUAUAUUUUCUUUAGGAGUGAAAUUUAGAAGCCAUUCCAUGCAAAUAUUUGAUAGCAUUUAAACCACGUUUGCUUUUUAAAAAAAAUAUACAUAUAACAAGCUAUACUACGUACGUGGACAAACAAAAUGUAUACAAAUUACAUUAUUUUUAUAAAUGAAAAGUUUUUCCAAUGCUCACUUUUACAAAGGAAAAAGCUAUGCAUAUACAGCAAAUAUUAAUUAAUAAAACAUUCAAAGUUUGCAUUUUUUGCAAUACAACCUGUUAUCCAUCACAAAGUAUAUGGAGAAAUAAGCAGACCCAUCGUUAGAACACAGGAUGCAUGUGAAUGAGUACAGUAUAUGUUAUAAGGGUUUUCAUUUUAGAGCACUAGUGUGUACACCAACUAAUUUCUAUUUUUAAUUUAGAAUGUAGCCCCACACAUUUGUAUUCUGGGAUCAAAAUGUGUACAAAAGUCUUGUACCACCCCACCUCCUAACUUAACUAAAAUGCUGAAGUGCUCUGUUUCUCAGACUUAUUUAUUACUUUCAACUUUGAGCAAAUCUUAGACAUUCCUGCAGUUUCAAAAUUGGAUAUAUCAAGUUUUAUUAUAAUGCCACAAGAUUAGAGUAAAAGAAUCACGCAACCUGUUUUGUCUGGUUAUCGAAUGCUUGAAUUGCAUUUAUUCUUUUUCUAAUUUAUAUUUGUAUAGAAUUUUAUUUUCAUGUUUCUAAAAGUGUUGAAAGUAUUGAAUAAUUAUCUUAAAAAGGGGUGAAAAAGGUCCAAAUCAAGCAGCACUUCUUCCUUGCCUUUCUAACAAUUGACAUUGGUUUCAGAGUUAAAUAAACCGCAAACCGCACACCGCACUUGCAUGGAUCUACCUGGCUGUGGUACUACAGUACACUGUUAAAACGAUGCAGAAUAUAUUUAUGAAUGAAAUGAGGGGGGACAUGAUGCACAUGUGGCUUGAAUAACACACCUGAAAUGUUAUGAAUGAAAUACUGCCAGUCCCUCGUUUUACAGCGCUGCUGUAUCAUUUACAUUAAAAGGAGUUGAUGUUAAACUGAUGCAGCAGUACAAACUCAUAGACCAACAAGUACUGUGAAACUACCAAGAUGUAUUAUUUAGGUGUGGCUUUUGCAAUAAAAUAUUCUACAAUACAGUAUUUAAUAGUUCUGGAACGAAUGUUUCAGUACUCAUUCAUUUUGAAUUGGCAUAAUUCAUAUCAUUUAAAAAAAACAAAAAAACACAGGAGUAAUAUAAAAGCCAGUAUGUACCAUCAAAUUACCUAUUAAAAGAAAAGGAAGGAAACACUUCUGUAUAGUACAAGGUGCAUUUUUUUUCCUUUCAGGAUGUAAUUUAUGUGUAAGUUUCUUUUGCAAGAUAGUUUUUUGAUAAUCUUUUUGAUACUAUGAAUAUGGUAAUUUUUUUGCCCCAGCAAUUUUUGUUUGAGUAUUUGAAUGUGUGGACUAGAACUACUUUAAGAGGUGAAAGAAAGAGAGAUAACAUUUCAUGUAAAAGCUCUUUACAAAUUACAAAGAAAUUAAUAACAAAAACAAAGGAUUUUCCCCACAGGUAUUAUGGAAACAAACAGCUUGAGGUCAAAUGCAAAAAUAUUCAUAAUGUUGAAGUAUUUAUUAUUUUACACCCUCUUAAAUCUUGGUCUAAAUAUUAUAUACAUAAAUGGUUAUAUUACUAAUCUAAUCUUCAGGCAGCCCAUGGUUUUUUUUUUUUUUAAUCCUUUUAAACUUACCAGUACUAAGAGCAGUUUGCUGGAAACAGCUCUGUAGGAGCUUCUUGUAAUAUACCCUCGUUUAAUUUCUGUUUGGCUACCUGAGAUACAAUUGAGCUGGUUUAACUCACGAGAACACAACAGAUAAAAGGUUUUUCAGGUAUAAAGAACGUUUGUGUUCAUACAACAAAAACUACCCUUGAAUUGUAUACAAACUGGACUGAUUGUUAAUCAAGUACUGGGUGCAGAACACCAACUAUGAGACUAAACUAUGGAAGGAUUUAAAAAAAAAAAUGAAUUGGCUGAACACUGAAAGUAUGCUGCCCAAGUCCAGUUAAUAAACAACUUCUGCUAAUGUUUAAAUUAUGCUCAGCAUUACAAGAACAAUAAUAAAAAAAAAAGACUGAAGUAAUAUUGUCGGUUCCUGUUGACAUCAGAAGUGAACAUUUCAGGUAAUUCAAGUUUUAUACUAUUUCACAUUACAAUAACUUUGGCAAAAGUAAGUAAAGUGUAAAGAAAUUAUGGUAUAGUCUUGAAGCAUUGCUAAACAUGGUAAAACAUCAAAUCAUGUUAAUCUAGUGCUGUAAUACUCACAAUGGUUAUUUCAUGUUUUACUGUUUUUCUUCAACUGCUCGGCUUUUGGCGAUUGUAUUCUGCAUAAAUGACGACAAACGAUAAUUACGAUAACUAAUGUAAUGAAAUUAAACUUUGUGUGCGUACGCACGCCAGGCUGUUGUAAUGGCUUAAUUUGUGGGUUUUCAACACUUAUGUCCAUAAAAGCAUUUUAAAAAAUACAUGUUGCUGCUAACGCCUGGCUCAUUUAAAUUUUUCUUUUGGUGGAAUGGUUUGAGCUUGCCCUCGAUUUAUUUUUUGGUUGUCUAUUGAUGCCAAAAAUAAAUGACUGUGCUCCCCACAGCGGCUCUGCGCUAUAAAAUGGUCAGAUUCAAACAAGGGUGAGUUAAAAAUGUUCAGUGGGAUUCAUUUAAGAAACUACCCAUGCUACUUAAAUAUAAAAAUGAUCACUGAACAAGGAUAAUAUUGAACAGAAAGGUACGACAUUGCUACUUGACACAAGACUGUUACAGGAGAAUGCCACUUGUACCUUAACCAAGAUGAAUGAUUGUACUGUACAUUAACAUUAGCUCAGCCAUGAAAUCUGCCAAACGUCUUCAUGCUUAAAGUAUCCUGAAUCACUCCUAAACCGCCAUUUCUGGUAGCAAGUGGCCUGUAUUUGGACGUAACUGCCAAUUGGAACAGCCUAUGAGACUGCCAUUGUUACACUGACCAAUUCCAUGAACGAGAUUCCAUCCCAAGCAUAUGCUUUUUUUUUUUUUUGCACUCUGUAAAUACUGUACUUUGUGCUGUAUCAUACAGAUUGUUUUGCUAUUUGUAAAUAAGCUUUAUCUGAACUUUAAACCUGGUUUUGGCAUUGUGUGUUCUUAAUAAAUCUUUUAUGAUAAAA
Messenger RNA from Polyodon spathula (Mississippi paddlefish), 6931 nucleotides. It is a transcript of the gene myocd, whose product is annotated as myocardin. Bases 338 to 3136 code for a protein of 932 amino acids. The record is from RefSeq and is a predicted model, not a curated record. The transcript is spliced from 13 exons. Gene Ontology annotation, biological process: smooth muscle cell differentiation; cardiac muscle cell differentiation. NCBI's taxonomy places the organism in Eukaryota, Metazoa, Chordata, Actinopteri, Acipenseriformes, Polyodontidae.